GUUUUGUUUUUUCCCAUAGCUGACUACACAACACCCAAAAAGGACGUAGUUUUUCUGUUGGACGGUUCAGAUGGCACUAGGAAUUCUUUCCCAGCAAUGCGUGACUUUGUACAAAGGGUAGUGGAGAAAUUAAACAUAGAGGAAAACAGAGACCGAGUUUCUGUGGUGCAGUACAGUCGAGACCCAGAGGUCCAUUUCCACUUAAAUGCCUACACAACGAAGGAAGACAUUUUAGACAGUGUGAGAGGUCUGAGACACAAAGGAGGGAGGCCCCUCAACACAGGGGCAGCUCUCCAGUACGUCAAAGACAAUGUAUUUACUGCCUCCUCUGGCAGCAGACGACUGGAGGGUGUGCCGCAAAUAUUGAUUCUCCUAAGUGGGGGAAGGUCAUAUGACAAUGUUGACGCAGCAGCAUCCUCUCUGAAGGAAAUUGGAGUCUUGACCUUCGGAAUAGGAUCGAGAGGCUCUGAUAGCGGGGAAUUGCAGAGAAUUUCAAAUGACCCCAAGUAUGCUUUAUCUGUGUCUGACUUUAGUGAGCUUCCAAAUGUCCAAGAGCAGUUGCUGGCCUCCGUACACACGGUUGUAGUACCCAUUGCUACAACGUCACCAACUGCUGACUACACAACACCAAAAAAGGACGUAGUUUUUCUGUUGGAUGGUUCAGAUGGCACUAGGAAUUCUUUCCCAGCAAUGCGUGACUUUGUACAAAGGGUAGUGGAGAAAUUAAACAUAGAGGAAAACAGAGACCGAGUUUCUGUGGUGCAGUACAGUCGAGACCCAGAGGUCAAUUUCUAUUUAAAUGCAUACACAACGAAGGAAGACGUUUUAGACAGUGUGAGAGGUCUGAGACACAAAGGGGGGAGACCCCUCAACACAGGGGCAGCUCUCCAGUACGUCAAAGACAAUGUAUUUACUGCCUCCUCUGGCAGCAGACGACUGGAGGGUGUGCCGCAAAUAUUGAUUCUCCUAAGUGGGGGAAGGUCAUAUGACAAUGUUGACGCAGCAGCAUCCUCUCUGAAGGAAAUUGGAGUCUUGACCUUCGGAAUAGGAUCGAGAGGCUCUGAUAGCGGGGAAUUGCAGAGAAUUUCAAAUGACCCCAAGUAUGCUUUAUCUGUGUCUGACUUUAGUGAGCUUCCAAAUGUCCAAGAGCAGUUGCUGGCCUCCGUACACACGGUUGUAGUACCCAUUGCUACAACGUCACCAACUGCUGAUUACACCGUGCCCAGAAAGGACGUUGUUUUUCUGCUUGACGGUUCAGAUGGCACUAGGAGUUCUUUCCCAGCAAUGCGUGACUUUGUACAAAGAGUUGUGAAGAAAUUAAACAUAGCGGAAAACAGAGACCGAGUUUCUGUGGUGCAGUACAGUCGAGACCCAGAGGUCCUUUUCCAUUUAAAUGCAUACACAACGAAGGAAGAGGUUUUAGACAGUGUAAGAGGUCUGAGACACAAAGGGGGGAGGCCCCUCAACACAGGGGCAGCUCUUCAACACGUCAAAGACAAUGUCUUUACUGCCUCUUCUGGCAGCAGACGACUGGAGGGUGUGCCGCAAGUGCUGAUUUUGCUUAGCGGGGGAAGGUCAUAUGACAAUGUUGAUGCAGCAGCAUCCUCUCUGAAGGAAAUUGGAGUCUUGACCUUCGGAAUAGGAUCGAGGGGCUCUGAUAGCGGGGAAUUGCAGAGAAUUUCAAAUGACCCCAAGUAUGCUAUAUCUGUGUCUGACUUUAGUGAGCUUCCAAAUGUCCAAGAGCAGUUGCUGGCCUCCGUACACACGGUUGCAAUACCCAUUGCUACAACGUCAUCAACUGUUACCGCUGACUACACAACACCCAAAAAGGACGUAGUUUUUCUGUUGGACGGUUCAGAUGGCACUAGGAAUUCUUUCCCAGCAAUGCGUGACUUUGUACAAACGGUAGUGGAGAAAUUAAACAUAGAGGAAAACAGAGACAGAGUUUCUGUGGUGCAGUACAGUCAAGACCCAGAGGUCAAUUUCUAUUUAAAUGCAUACACAACGAAGGAAGACGUUUUGGACAGUGUGAGAGGUCUGAGACACAAAGGGGGGAGACCCCUCAACACAGGGGCAGCUCUCCAGUAUGUCAAAGACAAUGUAUUUACUGCCUCCUCUGGCAGCAGACGACUGGAGGGUGUGCCGCAAAUAUUGAUUCUCCUAAGUGGGGGAAGGUCAUAUGACAAUGUUGACGGAGCAGCAUCCUCUCUGAAGGAAAUUGGAGUCUUGACCUUCGGAAUAGGAUCGAGAGGCUCUGAUAGCGGGGAAUUGCAGAGAAUUUCAAAUGACCCCAAGUAUGCUUUAUCUGUGUCUGACUUUAGUGAGCUUCCAAAUGUCCAAGAGCAGUUGCUGGCCUCCGUACACACGGUUGUAGUACCCAUUGCUACAACGUCACCAACUGGUAUGUGCAUGACAAACAUUUACGUGCUGUGCCUUUUCUGUCUAUAUUUGAAAUUGCUGAGUAGUUGUGUGCAGUGGCAUGCUCACCAACAGCUUAGAUAGUGAAUGAA
Messenger RNA from Paramisgurnus dabryanus, 2510 nucleotides. NCBI's taxonomy places the organism in Eukaryota, Metazoa, Chordata, Actinopteri, Cypriniformes, Cobitidae. The record is from RefSeq and is a predicted model, not a curated record.